Cylicocyclus nassatus is the source of this 1275-nucleotide messenger RNA. Lineage: Eukaryota; Metazoa; Nematoda; Chromadorea; Rhabditida; Strongylidae. The record is from the annotation of a GenBank genome assembly.
AUGUGGAGAACUGAUGUGAAAAUGCUCAAUGAUGGACGAAAGCCUGCUUCAUAUAAUAUGCCUCCUAGAUUAGCAUUGAGACUGAUAGUUAUUAUCUUAAUUGUCGUGGCUGUUCACUAUUUUCUUCCGUAUGAGUUUAUUCGUGAUAGCUGUUACUGCGUCGAUGUCCAGGGCAGAAGCCACGAUUUUUGCUAUAGAUCAAAGGUCAAUUCUUCUGCUGUAGGAAAAAAGUUCUCCUGCAGUUAUUUGGACAAAUUAGAAGAACUUGGCUUGCUAAACAACUCCCCAACCGAAAAUGUUUCAUAUAAUUCGGAGCCAGUUUUUGUCACAGCAUUUUCACAAUCACAUUUUAUGGAAGGCAAACGACUUAUCGCCAGUAUUCGAGCCUUCUACAAACAAGUCAAAGUUGUUGUGUAUGAUAUAGGAUUAACGAGGAAGAAAGCUGCGCAAGUGAAGCGAUGGUGUAACGUAGAGUAUCGUCCAUUCCCAUUUGAACAUUACCCUCGCUGCUUCUUGCUGUUACAUACAUUCCGAUGGAAGCCGAUUGUGAUCGCGGAUGCUCUUAAGGAUAACCCAGCUGUAUGGUAUAUGGACACAUCCGUCAUACUAAUGAAGAAGGAUCUGCGACAUAUAUAUGCUUUGUUGAAAUGUAGACAAAGAUCUCGGGCAGGGGUGCUGAUGCCAUCGUCACUGCUUCGAGAUUUACGAGAAUUCCACUCUGCUAGUAAUCACUCCUGGGACACGGUCCAAUGGACAGCUAAUUUGGAAGAAUGCAAGAAGUCGCCGUAUUUAUUACACAGCUUCAGUGGCCAUGGUAUCUAUGCUGCUACUGACCCUUCUCUAUAUACUUAUUUUCCCGUAUCCCUGGAGGAGCUUCGCAAGCCGAAGGCAAAGAUGUUCGAGGCUGGACUUGUGUACGCCGUCAGAUUGAAGGAAACGAUAGAGUUGAUGAAAUGGAGCGUACUUUGUGCACUAGAAGAACAUUGUAUGGGAACUACGAUCGUUCCUAACAUUUGCGAGUUCAAUAGAAGUGAUUUAUACUCAUCAUUUGCUCAUUGCCACAGGUAUGAUCAAUCAGUUAUUAACGUUCUGUUAGCCGAUGCUUACUACUACGAUCGACACUACUAUACGAGUGAAAUCAAUGAUUUCUUUCGAAUACAGCGUUUUAUAUCUAGACCGGUGAAAAAUCGUGAACUCAAAUGUACAUAAGAAAUAAUAGUUCGAAUGCCCUUUUGACUGUAUGCGGGUCAUUAUGCCAACUCAAACAUUCUGGUC